Gongylonema pulchrum is the source of this 633-nucleotide messenger RNA. The record is from the annotation of a GenBank genome assembly. Lineage: Eukaryota; Metazoa; Nematoda; Chromadorea; Rhabditida; Gongylonematidae.
AUGCUGAUACGCUCCGCUACUGGCGAAACAUUGCCCGACACGGAAUAUUCGGCGCAGGAGCAUAAAACUUGGGAAACAGCAUUUAAUAAGCUGAAAUCGAUGCAUGCGUCACAUACCUGUGUGGAGUAUCAACAAAAUUUUCAGCAAAUGGAGCGAGAGGGCCUUUUGGAGCCCAGCCGAAUACCGAAACUGUCGCUUAUCAAUAAAUAUCUUCAGCGUCGAACCGGAUUCUCACUCCGUCCUUGCGCCGGGCUUCUUUCAGCUCGAGACUUUUUGGCGAGCUUGGCAUUUCGUGUCUUUCAGACUACUAUGUACGUUCGUCAUCACAAAUCGCCGCACCAUAGUCCAGAACCAGACUUGGUUCACGAAUUUCUUGGCCACUGUCCAAUGUUCGCUGAUCCGAUCAUUGCUCAGUUUUCACAACAAAUCGGUCUUUUAUCAUUGGGUGCAACCGACGAACAGAUCGAACAACUUGCCACUGUCUAUUGGUUCAUAAUUGAAUUUGGCCUCUGUCGCCAGGACGGUCAACUGAAAGCUAUCGGAGCUGGCCUGCUUUCUUCCUACGGCGAGCUGAUGGUGCGUACUUCAAUUCAUCCACUGUUGCAUUUGCUUCUGAUGGCAAUGAAGAGAUAG